CGACAGUGCACGAUGCGUAUGUUUAUCAUCCCUUGCUGCCUGGCCCUGCUGGUGGCACUGGCCACUGCUGAGGGCGGCGCUGCAGCGGAACAGCAGACGGCGGCCGACGAGAGAAGCGCAGAAGCUGAGCCAAAGGAAUCUCAACGCCUGGAGAAGCGGGGCGCGUCGGUGGGCGACUGGAACCAGCUGUCGCACGGAUACGCCGAGCAGCACAGCUACCACAGCAAUGGCCCCCAGCUGCAGUACAACAUCCUGCAGCACCACCAGCACGUGAAGUACGAGCAGCCGAUCAAGACGAUCACGAUCGAGAAGAAGAUCCCGGUGCCGUACACGGUCGAGAAGCACAUUCCCUACACGGUCGAGAAGAAGGUACCGUACGAGGUGAAGGUGGCGAUCCCGAAGCCAUACCUGGUCGAGAAGAAGGUGCCGGUCCACUACAAGGAAUACGUCAAGUAUACGGUCCACGUCCCGGAACCGUACACCGUCUACAAGAAGAUCCCGUACGAGGUCAAGGUGCCGGUCGACAAACCGUACGAGGUGAAAGUGCACGUACCCAAGCCGUAUCUCGUGGAGAAGAAGAUUCCGUACGAGGUAAAGGUGCCCGUCCCGGUGCCAGUGACCGUCGAGAAGAAGGUCCCGUACGAAGUGAAGUACGAGGUGGCCGUCCCGAAGCCGUACGUCGUUUACCGAAAGGUACCGUAUGAGGUGAAGGUGCCAGUCGACAAGCCCUACAAGGUAGAGGUUCCCCGCCCGGUCAAGGUAGAGGUCCUCAAGCCGUAUCCGGUCGUUGUCGAGAAGAAGGUCCCUUACGAGGUGAAGGUCGCCGUUGACAAGCCCUACAAAGUGGAGGUGCCCAAGCCCUACAAGGUUGAGGUGAAAGUCCCUUACCCAGCACCGUACACGGUCGAGAAGAAGUUCCCGUACACAGUGGAGAAGGCUGUGCCAUACGAGGUGAAGGUACCGAUCGACCGUCCGGUGCCAGUCUACAAGGAGGUUAAGUUCGCCGUCCAAAAGGAAGUGCCCGUGCCGGUGAAGGAGAAGCUUUACGUGCCGGUGCCGGUCAGCGAGAAGAAGCCGGAAACCGAGUACCAUCACCAGGAACAGCAGCAGCACCAGCAGCAGGAACACUUCUACCACGAGCAACCUCAGGCUCUGGUCUACCAGCAGGAUGAGCCCACGUACCAUCAAGAAGCGCAGCCACAGCACCACCAGCAGCAACACCAGCUGCAUCAGCAACCUCAAGCUCUUGUCUACCAGCAGGAUGAGCCCACGUACCAUCAAGAAGCGCAGCCACAACACCACCAGCAGCAACACAAACUGCACCAGCAACAGGAGCAGCAGCACCAACAGCAGGAGCAGCAGUACCACCAGUAUCAGCAGCACCAGCAGCAGAUCUACCAUGCGCACCAGGACCAACAGUUCCAGCAGCAACAACACCAACAGCAGCAGGAACAACACCAUCACCAGCAGCACUAUGAGUCGCACUAG
Messenger RNA from Anopheles cruzii, 1488 nucleotides. Its product is annotated as probable serine/threonine-protein kinase kinX. The record is from RefSeq and is a predicted model, not a curated record. Bases 13 to 1488 code for a protein of 491 amino acids. The transcript has 3 exons. Lineage: Eukaryota; Metazoa; Arthropoda; Insecta; Diptera; Culicidae.